Triplophysa rosa is the source of this 2541-nucleotide messenger RNA. RefSeq names its product DDHD domain containing 1b (gene ddhd1b). The record is from RefSeq and is a predicted model, not a curated record. The transcript is spliced from 9 exons. Lineage: Eukaryota; Metazoa; Chordata; Actinopteri; Cypriniformes; Nemacheilidae. Gene Ontology annotation, cellular component: cytoplasm. The annotation marks the transcript as partial. Gene Ontology annotation, molecular function: glycerophospholipase activity.
ACUUUGUGCGUCUUCAACUCAGUGAUGACGCAAGCUGCGUCUAAAAACACACGAAGAAGACCAACAUAUACGAAACGCGCUCUGUAGAGCUGUUCGUCCGUUAGAGCUUACUGUACAAAACAUGGCUGCGCAACGUAACAAAUUCCAUGUAGAUAGGCCCGCUCCCUAUGUAGAUACAACUGGUUUAUUCUAAGGUAAUAAAAACGUAACUUUUCAUUACGUAAGGUUUUUAUACACAUCUAAAGACACAGUUUUGUAUGUUAUAUUGCAUUUCUGUUAAUAUAUCAUACAAAACAUCCCGCACUGUACCUUUAAUGGAAACGAGUCUUUCCGCGAUAUUGUUUUAAUCGACAUUUAGAAAACAUACAUUUUCUUAAAUUUUGCGCAAAUCUGUAAUGGAAACCGUUGCGCAACGUUUUGCUACGGAACGACACUUUUCCUGGAAACGGUUUGCAACUGUGUGCAACAUACGUUUUCUCUUGUUUGGUGGGUGUGUCAAGAAUGUCAGCCCAAACAGCAGCAACAUGUAUAUAACCCACGCGGUAUUAAAGAGACAGCUCGCACAAUGGGUCCAAGUAAAGUCGUUUAAAUGUGUCCGCUGCAGCUCGGUAUAAGCAACAAUUGAAGAUAUUAGAAAUAUGUAUUUUGCAGUAUUCAACACGUAUUUAUUUACGCGAACGCGUUCCGGUUUCCGUUGGUCAGGAGAAAUAACCGAAAUACGGGAGAAAUCACAAAACGGGAGGGUGGCAGGAGAUGGGUGUGAAAAACUGGAGACUCCCGGCGAAAAGGAGAGUGUUGACAGAAAGCGGAGACAGCGAUGAGCGUUUGUCAAGACAAAACGUCUUUGAGUUGUUCGGGAAGCAAGGAAAAUUUAAGCAGCUGUGAAUGGGGAAGGAUGGAUGAUGCUUGCACGUCGUGCUUUGAUGAACCCACGGGCGAUGCGAUCUGCGGCCGGAUGGAUGCGGUGCAGUCGGGGAUUGACGGCAAUCUUCCCCUACCCCGAGGGCAACGCGGACUAUCACAGGACGGUAUGAUGUUAGGCCUUGUAGAAGAGAGUUAUGCUGGCUAUCAUGAUCGUCUCGUUGCUGAUCCGGAGACAGAUUAUCUUGAUAUUCCCGGUGACCCGAACUACAGCAUAAGUGAUGGGAACGUUGCUACGAAAAAGCGCAAUCGCUCAAACAGUUCCCGACACCGUGGUGAGGUUGUCACAGAACUCGGACCCGAAGAGGUGCGUUGGUUCUACAAAGAGGACAAAAGGACCUGGAAACCGUUUGUUGGUCACGAUUCUCUGAAAAUGGAGCUGGUUUAUCGCAAAUUUUGCGAACUUAAUCCGAACGAGGUCACGCUGAAGGAUGCUGGUGAAGAGGCAGAGUAUUUAUUUGAAGAAGUAUCAGGAUGUGAAGCACUGGGUUUUGUGAGGCAAACGGCGGCCGUCGCAGCGCUGCCGGUACCCGAGAGUUUGGAUGCUGCAUGUUUAAAAGACGAGACGGACCUGGAUUCAGAAAGCAUUAACGUGGAGGCAGUAUGCGUACGCGGAGGGCUCUACGAGGUGGACAUUAAAAGGAAGGACUGUUACCCUGUAUACUGGAACCAACAAGACCAUAUCCCAGUCAUGAGAGGCCAGUGGUUUACAGAUGGCACCUGGUUGCCUUUGGAGCAAGAGGAUAGUGACCUCAUUGAACUGGAGCACCUGGAACGUUUCCGAGGACAGCAGAUGAAAGACACGUUUGACACAGAUGUUGUGACUACCACGGUGGACAGCAAGGAUGCCAUUCACAGUCUGAAACUGAGCCGGAGUCAUGUGGACUGGCAAAGUGUGGAUGAAGUGUACCUUUACAGUGAUGCCACCACCUCCAAGAUAGCACGAACUGUCACACAAAAACUAGGAUUCUCCAAAGCUUCUAGCAGUGGGACCCGUCUUCACAGAGGUUAUGUGGAGGAGGCUGCUCCAGAGGACACGCCCCCUGAAACAACACAUAUAGUCUUUGUGGUGCACGGGAUUGGCCAGAAAAUGGAUCAAGGGCGCAUUAUUCGAAAUACAAGCAUGAUGCGUGAUGCUGCUCGUAAGAUGGAGGAGAAGCACUUUUCUGAUCGCAUAAAUGAACAUGUUGAGUUCCUUCCGGUGGAGUGGAGAUCUAAACUGGCCCUUGAUGGAGACACUGUGGACUCCAUUACUCCUGAUAAAGUGAGGGGUCUGAGAGACAUGUUGAACAGCAGUGCAAUGGACAUUAUGUACUACACAAGCCCCUUGUACAGGGAUGAGGUUAAAACAUCUGCUUCACACACAAUCACACGGGGUCUAACCAAAGAAAUGAACCGACUCUACACGCUCUUCUGUGAGCGCAACCCAGAAUUUGCAGAGAAAGGAAAAGUAUCUAUCGUCUCUCACUCUCUUGGCUGUGUCAUCACUUUUGACAUCAUGACAGGCUGGGACCCUGUACGCUUUGUUUCUGAAGUGGUGCCAGAUUCCAUUGAGACUGAUAUAGGCAGACACAGCUAUGAACAGCAACUAUUGGAUGAACUUCGACUGGCACGCUUAAG